Molecule: messenger RNA, 1809 nt
Organism: Myotis davidii
Lineage: Eukaryota; Metazoa; Chordata; Mammalia; Chiroptera; Vespertilionidae
Product: carcinoembryonic antigen-related cell adhesion molecule 1
Exons: 7
Coding region: 119-1153 (344 amino acids)
Biological process (GO): signal transduction; regulation of immune system process
Cellular component (GO): cell surface; plasma membrane
Molecular function (GO): protein tyrosine kinase binding
Source: RefSeq, a predicted model, not a curated record
GACUCAGCACAACUGGAAAAGGACAGCAGAUCACCCGCUUCAGAAAAGCGGUGCCUGUGAGCGUUUCGAAGUGAAAGCUUUUCUCGCAGAGGACGGGACAGAACCGACAGCAGACACCAUGGAGUCCCCUUCAGCCCCUGCACACAGAGGGUGCGUCCCCUGGCAGGGGCUCCUGCUGACCGUCUCACUCUUAACCCUCUGGAGCCUGCCCACCACUGCCCAGCUCGCUAUUGAAUCAGUGCCGCCAAAUGCUGCCGAAGGGGAGGGUGUGCUUCUCCGUGUCCACAAUCUGCCUGGGAAUCUUAGAGGCUAUGCCUGGUACAAAGGGGAAACUAUACACAGCGAACUUCAAAUUGUAUCAUAUGUAAUAGACACUCAAACAACUACCCUCGGGCCUGCAAGCACUGGCAGAGAGACCAUAAACCCCGAUGGAUCCCUCCUGUUCCAGAACGUCACCCAGAAAGACACAGGAGACUACACCCUACAAGCCAUAGUGGAAAAUUUUCAGAACAAACAAGUAACUGGACAGCUCCGUGUAUACAAGCGAGUGGGAAAGCCCUCCAUCCGAGCCAGCAAUGCCACAGUCACAGAGGAUAAGGACACGGUGGUCCUGACCUGCCUCACAUAUGACAGGGGGAUCUCCAUUCGGUGGCUCUUCAAGAACCAGAAUCUCCUGCUCACGGACAGGAUGAAGCUGUCCCAGGGCAACAGCACCCUCACCAUAGACCCCGUCAGGAGGGAGGACGAUGGGGAUUAUCAGUGUGAGGUCUUCAACCUGGCCAGUUCCGACAUAAGUGAGCCCCUCAGGCUGCAUGUGCAAUAUGAUCCAACACUACCAAGUCCUGGCCUCUCAGAUGGGGCUAUGGCCGGCAUCGUGAUUGGCGUCCUGGCUGGCGUAGCUCUGAUAGCAGCCCUGGUGUACUUCCUGUAUAUCAGAAAGACUGGAGGGGCAAGCGACCAGCGCGAUCUCACAGAGCACAAACCCUCAGCCUCCAACCACAGUCAGGGCCUCUCUGACAACUCACCUAAGAAGAUGGAUGAAAUUACAUAUUCUUCCCUGAACUUCAAUGGCCAGGAAUCAAAGAAGCCAACUCAUGCCUCUCCGUCCCCAACAGCCACAGAAACGCUUUAUUCAGAAGUAAAAAAGAAGUAAUGCAACCAGCUCUGCUCACUGCACUGCUGACUGAUUCCCAGCUUCUCAUCUCCAUCACUAGGAGACCCCUUUGCCCUCCGGAAAAGGAGAAGCCUCUUUUCCCCUCCUCCUUUACUCACUCAUGAGACACCUCCAGGUUCCUGGUCACAGCCCCUCCCUUCAGUGUCAACAGAUGAAAAGGCACAUCCGGGAGUCUGUAGGAAGCCCAACCUUCCUUGUCAUUGAAAUUUGGCAAAGCAGACCUUGGGAGAGAGUUGCCAGAACCUCCAGCCCCUCCCCAUUCCCUGACCGAGACUUGUUCUAAAUUUACCUAUUGAGCCCACCUUCACUCCUUCCUGUUGGAGUCUAACUUGAAUUUGCCAUAACUUUGAGAGUUACAUCCUUAUCCACUGAAAUACGUGUAUCAGAAAAGAAGAGAGAGAAAAACUAAAAGCUUCUCCUAUCUCUCCAAAGCCCAGUGUGAAUGGACCACACAGGAAAAUAAAUAUAUAACGAAGUCUCAACAAGGAAAUUCUACACCUUUGUCCAUUGUCAGGGUGUCUAAACACCUUUCUGCUUGGCUAGAAUACCACCUAAGCCUUUGGCAAGCCUGUCUUCAGAGAAACCACUAGAAGCAACUAGGAAAACUAUAGGUGAUUCCCAAGAGAAAAUGUAAA